Macrobrachium nipponense is the source of this 2734-nucleotide messenger RNA. RefSeq names its product carboxypeptidase B-like. Gene Ontology annotation, biological process: proteolysis. Gene Ontology annotation, molecular function: zinc ion binding; metallocarboxypeptidase activity. The transcript has 3 exons. The coding region runs from base 378 to 1898 and encodes 506 amino acids. The record is from RefSeq and is a predicted model, not a curated record. Lineage: Eukaryota; Metazoa; Arthropoda; Malacostraca; Decapoda; Palaemonidae.
AGAAGAAGAAGAAGGAGAUCUGUCAUAGCAAAUACAAAAACAAGACCAACGUUGUUAAGCCUCUUGGAAAAUGGGAUUCCUAUACCUAUAGGUAGUAGAAUUAUUAGGGUAAACAACCGAGUGGACUGGCCAACUCACCAACUACCUAGUACUGAGGUUUUGGCCACCCUCCAAAAAAGUUCUUUAACACGUCCUGACACCGGAGAUGGUCAUCAGUCAUGAGUUGUUGGUGGUAACAGGAGCUCAAGACCUCUACUCUCUUUUAAAGGUGCUGUAUUUGACAAAAAUGAAGAGUUAUUUUUGUGUGUGCAGCAACAGGUAGCUUACAUUGCGUGCCUGGAAGUCAGCCUAAUUGGCAUGAGGCCACACAAGCAGUCAUGAAGGUUGUUAGUCUUCAAACUGGAUGUAUUAAUGUUGUUGUCCAUAUGCUGACAUUGCUCUCAAGGAGGAAAGAUAUUGAUGAACACGCUCGGCAAGUUUACAAAUACCUGUUGUAUGCUGCACCCCAUUUAAUGGACAUUGCUCAUGCUUGUCAUUAUCAAAGGCGUGCCUAUAUGACUGAAAUAUUCUUACCCGUCCUUUUAGAAAAAGGAAAGUUACAUGUAACUAUUUCCAACAUAAACAUUGUUAUCAACUCAUGGCGUGAAAAUAAAUGCAUGGAAUUAUCCUCUGUUACUCACUUGAAAGUUGGUGAUAUCGAAGGAAGCCAGUGUUUUAACUUCUUACCAUUCCUUGGACAGCUGAGCAAUCUUCAGUUUUUAGACAUUGGAUGCAUUGUUGAUGACGAACUUCUGGCAGUGCUUGGGCUGAAUUGUCCAAAUUUAGAAGUAUUUGAUGCACGGGAGGGUAUGGUGAACACGAUCACCAAUACAGGACUUUCAUACUUAUGUCAGUGUAAGAAGCUUAGAAGAAUUUUGUUUUCCAAUUUUACUGAUGAAUAUUCAUGCCCUCAAGAUAGACUAGGAUUUUUUGGAAGUGGAAUUGCAUUGCUUUUAUUGUCAUUGCCCAUGAUAGAACAAGUGCUUUGUUCAGAAUAUUUGUUGCGUGAUGCAUUAAACUUUCUCUACCAAACCAGUUACCGUAAAAGAAUUAUUCCUGUGAAGUGCAUGUUUUUAGAUCAUCCUGAAGUUGCUGUUUGCAAUACAUUGAUGCAAAUAAUGCCUCUUUGGUGUCCUAAUAUUGAAGUAUUAACAUUAUAUGUGAAAUGUGCAAAGGAGAAGCUAAUUGGAAACUGUCUACGUUCGUUAUCUAAGCUUAGGAUUUUAGUUAUGACAGUAUCAAGUGGCUGUAAUUUUGAUCAUUUUAAUUUCACAAGCUUUGGCCCUCAGUUGGUAUAUCUUCAAAUUACAGCUUACCUUAUUGGAAGUCGUGAUAUAACAUUAAUCAGUCAAACUUGUACUAAUUUAAAAACCUUGGGACUGAAAAUGUAUAGUUUUGGUUUUGAUGGAGAUGUGAAAGGCGAGACUACUGAAUCAAUAUUCCCGACAGUAGAGAAGUUGGAGUUACAACAGAACAUAUCAGUGAGGUUAUUCAGGUUCUUGAACAUCUACAUGGAAAAUUUACGUGAGGUAUAUUGUGCUUGGGCAACUGUCCAUGAUCUAGAAGAAGUCCUAAAAGUGAUUGUGCAGUCUGGUGGCUGGAAAAAAACUACACUCCUUGUAUUGCCAGUUAUGAGCCAUUUGUCUUUAUCAGUAGCAAAGAUGAUAGCUGAUGUCUUACCAAAACUAUCAUGUUUGGGGAUAACAUUACUACAUCCAUCACAAGAAUUAGAACUUACUAAGCAUGUUCAGCAUCAGUUAUCAAAUAUUAGUCUGGUUGAUCAAGAAGAUAUUGUGUCACCAAGCAAUUCUGGAAUUUUCUCACAAAAUAUGUGGGGUGAAGAAAUUAGAAAAAGAUAGUAUUGUAGCAUAAAAGAUAAUUGUUCCUAUGGAAAUACAAACAUCUUUUAUGUAGAAGCAUUCCUUAGGGUGAUCUAGAAUCGGUAAUUGAAACUUGAUAACAAGGUCAUUAGCAUAGAUGGUGGUAAUGGGGCUGAGUGGGAGAUUACAUCUCACUCACUUGCCAUCACCAAACACUUUCUUUAGCCAGCAUUGAAUGAGGAUAUGAUGUAGAGUCCUUACUGACUGCCAAGUUUGAACUUGUGCUGUUUUUUAUUGUUUUCUGUAGUACAUACAUGGAAAUAGUGUCAUUAACUUAGGUAUGCAGAACACUAGCAAAUGUAGAGAAUGUUCAUGCCAUCCUUUUAGGAGGAUCUUCACUGUUUACUAAUCUGUUGUAGGGUUAGAUUUGCUGCUGUUUUGGGAAGUUUUCAGUAGACCACAUGUGCUAGCCCUGCAAGCAUUGCAAGACUGUGAUGUGUCACUCUGCACUGUUGUUGAGCAACAUGUCCAUAAUGACUUCCCUCAACAAGCAAGGGGGGAUCAUUUCUCUUCACGCCUAUUAGUUUCUGCAGCUGAUGCACAAGCCUUCAGCCAGAUACAUUCCAGCUACCAGAGCCAUGUAGUAAAAACUAAUACUAGUAUGUUUCUUCAUAGGGGAACGACCUUUUCACCAUGCAACUGAGAGGGAACUCUUGGUGUUCUGUUCUCCUCUGCAUUAUCCUUGGUUGGCCCUGGAGGACCCCUCCCAGCACUUCAGGGACAUUCUAGACUCCUACACACUUUCCUCCACUCUGUCCCACCAAGUGGUCAUCUGCAUGUUCUUAAACAGUGGUUUUAUUUAAGUAACUUACCAA